ACCCUACCGAGCUUGUCUGACAGAGUGUGCAAGGCAGCGUGUGUGUCUGCAUGUGUGCGUGAGACACAGAGAGGCAGCCGAGAUGAGUGUGAAGCAGUGAGAGGGAAAACCUAGAAAAAAAAAAAAAACAGCAAAGGCGAUCAGAGAGGGGGGAGGGAGUCAGCAAACACAGCAAAAAAAAAAAAAAAAAAAAAGGCAGAGCAGAGGAGAAGAAAGAGAAGAGAAGAGUGAGGAGAGAUAAAGGGUGAAGUGAAUGUUGCAUCUUUGAUACUCCUGCUUCCAAAGACAAGAGAUGCAAUGAACAGAUGACCAUCCGCUGCACACGCCAGCGUCCUGUCCUGGAGCCUUGACAGGAGAGGACGAGAAGAAUCCGCGCGCGCUCAAAGACCCUUCAGCCAGCCCCACAUCCCUGGAUCAUGUCGUCUACCGGGUCAACCAACCACAACAAGCGUCUGGCAUCUGAGACAGACAACUCUCAGAGGGUGCUGGACAACGAUUCUGCUCAGCACCUGAAGCUGAGGGAGAGACAGCGCUUUUUCGAGGAGGUCUACCAGCAUGACGUGGACAACUACCUGCCCUCUACACACUUGCAGAUCGACUGCAGGAAACCUCCCAUGGGUAGUAUCUCAUCUAUGGAGGUGAACGUGGACGCCCUGGAGCAGAUGGACCUGAUGGACAUAUCAGAUCAGGAGGCCCUGGAUGUGUUCCUCAACUCAGGCUCAGGAGCAGAAGAGGGAGCGCUGGCAUCUCCACUACCAGAGGGUGAAGAGUACGACGAAGACGAGGAGGAUGAAGAUGCAGAGGUCGUCUACAGGGAGCGCGCCCCCUUGAAGCGACAACACGAAGUUUACCGCGGCUCACAGUCGCGCAUUUCCUCGACGUCAUCUGGCUCCAGUGACACCAGCGCAGGUGGAGCCGACACACCUGUGAUCCAGUCGGAUGACGAGGAGGUCCACGCCGACACGCUGCUGCUGACCUCAGUGCCCCAAACCAGGGACGACGAAACAGAGGAGGAGGAUGAGGAGGAACGAUGUCAUCAUAAAGACUGAAUCUUACUCCCUUUACUUCUCUAACAUUUUUUCUCUGUGUCCCUAUUUUUGCAUUCCUUUACAGAGAGGUGAAAAUCCGCUAGCAUGGUUGACCUGGCUGUGACUUGCUGUCUUUUGAAAUGCUUUCUUGAUGAACUUGCAUGUUUCUUUUCAAUCUAAGCUUGGAUUGUAAGAUUUAAAACAAACAAACAAACAAACAAAAAAACUAACCCAAUAACAUUUUCAUCAAAUUCAGUAUGUGAGUGGAAAUAGUUAUUAGAAGAAGAAUGAGAGGCGCUGUAAAUCUGGCUGUUGUUGCUGUUGUGCUGAGCUCCAAAAACAAAAGCUACUCAAGUGCAAAAGAGCGUAAGAAGAGGAAUGUAAAUCAAACAAAGAAGUUUUACACUGACAACUUUGAAAGGCCUGAAGACGGAUAAAUAAGCUGGGUGUGUUUGUUUCAUUGUUUAGUUCGAAAAAGGGACGUCUCUCUCUCAUAGGUAGCUAAUGUUGGCAGUGGUAAGACAAGUCCUAUUUGCAAAUUAGAGAAGUAAUUCCACUCCCAUGUUCCAACAUGUCCUAUCAUAGGUAAAACAUGUUUCAUCUCACAUCCUGCCGGAGGGAAUCCUCCCACUCCUGCCCCUGAACUGUCAGUUUUCCAACAGCUGAAGGAAGAACAGAAAGGACAGAGGAUCAAUUUCGUAUCAAGCGCACAUAUCUAAAAUGAAAGCAAACAGUCUGGGUAAUUAAAUGUAAUUACACUGCUGGCAUUUAGUCACCAGUCACUGCCCCUUGAUCACCUGUGGCUCCGCUCGAACAGGAUUAAAAAGUGCAACAAAACGGUUCGAGAGCAGGCAUCAACGUGUGACUAACGAGCGUCUCCAAAACAAUCAUUUAAAUUUUUUUUAUGGACCUACGUCUGUGCAUGUAGAAACUACUUCCAGCAUCACACAAUGAGCCGCGUUUGUAAAUGCAUGGCAUGUUGUUCUUGUCGGUGACCACUUAAUUUCUUUCUCAAUGCCGUGACUAGUGUUGCUUUACCGAACUAUGCAGGUGACACCUAUAUUUAACACAAACACACCCUGCCCUCCAUGUGAGAUGGAAUUUGAGUGUUGGAUAUUUAUGAUCACGUGGCGCGUGAGUGACUUCUAAUCUCUUGUGUUAUGUUUAAUGAGUGUUUGUAUUGGAGUUGAGGGUGAGGGUGUACCACAUUACAGAUCAGACCUUUGGCUGUGUUACUGUUUAGAACUGUUAUCCAUGAGGUAUAACCCGUCAAAACAAAUAAUAAAGAGGGUAGACCUGGUGGGUUUGGUUUCUCGU
Mugil cephalus (flathead mullet) is the source of this 2345-nucleotide messenger RNA. Its product is annotated as dysbindin-like. Lineage: Eukaryota; Metazoa; Chordata; Actinopteri; Mugiliformes; Mugilidae. Bases 417 to 1049 code for a protein of 210 amino acids. The record is from RefSeq and is a predicted model, not a curated record. Gene Ontology annotation, biological process: negative regulation of protein kinase activity. The transcript is spliced from 4 exons. Gene Ontology annotation, cellular component: cytoplasm.